Molecule: messenger RNA, 2147 nt
Organism: Mauremys mutica (yellowpond turtle)
Lineage: Eukaryota; Metazoa; Chordata; Testudines; Geoemydidae
Gene: C6H18orf32
Product: chromosome 6 C18orf32 homolog
Exons: 3
Coding region: 994-1296 (100 amino acids)
Biological process (GO): positive regulation of canonical NF-kappaB signal transduction
Source: RefSeq, a predicted model, not a curated record
UCCCCUCCUCCCCUGCCUGCUUUCCUCGUCCCCCUCAUUCCUGGUGCCCUGGACACCCCCCCGCCCGUGUGUGCCCUUGGGCUUGGUGGAGGCAGUGAAAGACGGGCGGCCCUUCUUGCCCUAUGCCCAGGGUUGCCUCUGGCCUUGUCUUGCGCUCACCAUUUCCCUCCAGCUCCUGGAAAUAAAUCCUUUCAGGAAUCUGUGUGUCAUAAACAGGAAAAGAGUCCCAGUUUUUGUUGCCUGGUUUAAAUCCUUUGGGAUGGGUCACCCCUGAAAGGCUGCCUGUCAUUCAGUGACUAUUGCUUUUCUGUAUAAAAACUUCUCACUCAACAAUUCCAGCUUUGUGGCUGCAAAAUGAACACACUCUUAUGUAAAAAGAAUACAGACCUUGGAAACCAUCUGGCCGUUGACAGGUCACGCAUGCCAGUACUGGUCUUUGCUGGAAGACUGGGGGAGAAGGGGUGUCUCAAGACAUACAUUGUUUGCUUCCAUAACUUAAUGGAAGAGUUGGGAUCGAUUGAAGUUUUAACAAAGAUUUCCUCUAUCCACAAUGUUAAAUAGAUUUUAUGAAUACAGAGAAUUUAACACUGACUAAAAUCCCUUCCCCUCUCCAUUGCUCAGCCUUCACUUUCUUAUUUGCUUGUUUCAAGAAAUCUCCAUUCUUAGAAAUUCAGGUGCUAUCUAAGAGACUAAUGUAAAGAAAUAAGCAGGAAAACUUUCAGGUUCCCUUUAUACAACAUGAAGAGGCAGAACAGGAUGACUAGUUUAAGAUCUUCAUUAUCUUGACUGAAGUUUUUUCUUAAGUCCUUAUUAAAGUUACAUACUUCAAAUACUGUAUGUGGUUCAGCUUUACCAAGAGGAUGUUCCUGCUCCCAAUGAAGUCAAUGUGAGUUUUGCUGUGGUCCUCAGGCAAAGCAGAAUUGGACAACACAAAGGCAAUUUCAGAUAGUUCAGGCCCAAAAUUUGGAUUCUGUCAGAGGAUUGGAAAGAACCAUGGUGUGCAUUCCUUGUAUCGUCAUUCCAGUUCUGCUCUGGGUCUAUAAGAAAUUCCUUGAGCCGUAUGUCUACCCUAUAAUUUCACCUUUCAUUAAGCGCAUAUGGCCUAGGAAAGCUGUGCAGGGAACACUGGCCACCAAGCAAGGCCAAGGAGACAGUACUGGAGCUAUUCUGGGGACUUCAACCACAAACCUAGGCCCAGCAGAUGAUUCUGGAAUGUAUAAGAUUGAAAGCAACGGGGUCGCAAAUGGAAUCACUGCAAAGGGACCAAUGGAAGUUUCUGACAAGAAGACUGAUUAAAGGAACUUGUUCAUUAGGAACUUUUCUUUGCUGUACAAUGUGAACUGGUGAUACUGUUCCCACUUUGAGAUUUGGUGGCCCUUCUACCUGAAAGGAAGCAUGAGUUGUUUAUAGCAGAGGGUUUCCUCUGCUGCUGAAAUGGGUAAAUUUAGCAGCUUUCUCUUUAAGAUGUUUGAGGAGUUGUUUUAAACUAUUCUUAUUCCUUACUACAUUUUCCUCACUGAAAUUCUUUGCAGCUGUAAUGCAGUUCAGAUAAGGUUAGAUAUCCUAGAUUAAUUUAUUUUUAUCAAUAAAUGAAGCUUUACAUGGUAAAUGUGUCAGAUUCUUAUAGCUGUCUUGUAAUGCAUCUAAAAUCCAUGUAUUUUACAACAGUUCCUGAAACUCAAACUUCGUUGUAGCUCAUUACUCUGCUCUCAGAGCCUCAUGCGAAAGGUUAGGGGUUCAUCCCAUAUAGUUUGAUGGAGUAAUGUGCAAUCUCUUGCUCUAAGAGCUAUAACUCUCCCAUCCCUGCUAAAGAUGUUAUGGAUUGUACUGAGGACACCAGCGUGUUUCUUGGCAAUGCUAUGAAGAAAAUUUAUAAAAGGAGAUCUCCACCUGGUAACCAAUAAGCUAGAAUAGGUGCAAUAUUUACAGGAUGUUUUAGUUUAUGGGAAGCAGAAAGCAAGCCCUGAGGAAUGGCAGGGAUGUAGCAUGAGAGAAUUACUAUGUUGUAUGCAAGCCUCAGUAGUUAAGGUUGUUGGUGUCAGAAUUGUAAAAUUCAGAAUAAGUCCAGAAAAAUCUGGUUAACCUGCGUGUGUAACUUAAUUAAAACAAAGUGGCAUUUUAUUAAAGCAUUUUUUUCCUUAUAAAAA